UCUGAGAUAAUUGAGUCACUGUGGGGACAGUAAAGUGUCCUUCUCAUUGUACUGCCAUUUCAGUGAUUAUUAAUUCACUAUUAUAAGAAAUUUCCUGAGAUUCUACUGAAUCUUAGUGAAAGUGAAAGUAGAAAGGCCACUUCGGAAAUUGAGGAAUGUAUUCAAUUCCUGGCAUUCACUCCUUGGAUAGGAAAGGGGUAGGGAGUAGGUAAGGGAGUCAUUGGGAUUUUUUUUUUAACGCACAUAAUUGAUAAGGUUGUCUUGGCUCUGUGGGCUAUUUUGUGAACCUUGUAAUAGAAGGAAACUUUAAAUGGCUAAUAAGUCAUUCUCAGCUUGUGCUGGAUAUCCUACAUAGGAAUAGGGAAAACACAAAGCUUGCAUGAAGGAAGAACAUGGAAUCCUAUAUACAGUGUCAGUAUUGGUGGUUUUUUCCUAUGUAACUUCCUAGAUACCUUACCCGUUCUUCUUUUAUCUUUCCCUUUCCCCAUUCUGCUUUUCCUCUAAGUGGUUUAAAACAAAAUUCAUCUACUGCAGAGUCUUAUAAACACAAACUCCGGAAAACAUGUUCAGUAGAUAAGGGGUUCCUUUUGAAAAGGGCUACACCGGAGUAAGCAUCCCCAGAACUCAUCUAAAGCCCAUCGCAGACGCACCUGUCUGUAAUCUCAAUACUCUUACUGUGAGAUGGAGGGCAAAGAUAGGAGAGGAUCCUGGAAUCUUGCAGAUCAGCUUGCCUAGAGCACGUACCAGCAAACAAGAGACCUUUGCCUAAACAGUGGGAGACCAGCACCUGCAUUAUCCUCUGACCUCCAUUUACACCUGUGUUGUGCAUUCAUACAAGCAUAUACACAAGCGUGCACACACACAUACACACAUGUUAAAAAUAUAUAAAUAAUUUCAAAGAGAUAUAUCUUUUCAUGAUAGAAAACCAGAUGAAGAUUCUAACAACAGGCAUAAGUAUAAAAAGCCCAGGGUGCAUGGCUCAAACUAAAACAUCAUCUUUUCUGAUCCAUUUAACUAUCCUGGGCAUAACAAUUAACCAUAGUUUUAACUGUUAUUUCUGAGUUUUAUGCUUCAACUACAAAGCUUGCCAUUUUUCACAAUAUCUCUUAAGUUCCUAUUGUAACAUUAUCACCUAAAAUUUUUGGGGGGACAGAGCUUACCUUUGCUGGUCUGGAACUCAGUAUUAUAGAUCAGGAUGGCCUUGAACUCAUGGAGAUCCAUCUGGCUCUGUACACCGCCCCCAAGUGCUGGAAUUAAUGACUUAUGACAAUAUACCUGACAAUUGAAACAUUACCAAAUAUACAUUAUCCUCAAAUCACAGACAAAUAUAUAUAUUCAAUAAAAGUAUUUCUCCAAGAUGACAAACCCAGGAGAAAAUCCAAACACUUACUAUAUUUAGUUUCCAUGCGCUCAUGCUAUUGCUUGAAGUCACUGUAUGUAAGAAUGUCCCUACCAAGUCCUGUAGCCAGGGUACCAUGGCUAAAAAUGUUAAUCUUACAUGAUUGACAUGAUUUAUGUUACAUGUCUAAUUGCCAAUUCAAUCAAUAAGAAGCAAAACAUACUACUUAUAAAAAUAUACCAUAUAGUGACAAUAGGCUUCAGGGAAUCGGCAAACAGAUACAUGUGGACCAUGAAGUCACAUUCUUUUCUACAAACAUAGCUUGAAGUAUGUGCUUCCUUUGAGUUUCAAGCCCUUAUCUGAUAAGUCUUCAGUGUCUUUCCUAUAAUUGUCAUGGACAGUGCAUUUUUCCCUACUGUCUUUUUCUUAGUGAAAGGUCACGAAACAGGGCUGGAAUUACCAUUCUCCCCACCCACAACAGACACAACCUAAGAAUUCGUGUUAGCCAACUUUCCAAUAUGAAGCAAAGUCUCCCCUUCCUCCUGCGACAGCUGAGUCAUCCUCUGCUAGAUAAGAGUCACUAUUUAAACAGCACCAGAAGCUCACCCACUGGCAGUUGUCUGAGGUCCUUGACUCCUUCAGUUUCUCACUCUUGGCAUGAAUUUGGAAAUGAUUUUUGAUGACAAGAUGAAGCCUGUGAAUGAGCAGCCUGAUCAGAAGUUAUGUCACAACAAGGCUAAAGGUUUGCGUUUUCUUUUCUCCCCAUGGUGGUGUCCUGUUGCUAUGACUCUGGUCAUCCUUUGCGUGGGGUUAUCCGUGACUCUUAUUAUACAGUGGAUGCAAUUACUCCAGGUAUCCGACCUCCUAAAGAAAUACCAAGCAAACCUUACUCACCAGGAACAUACCCUGGAGGGACAGAUCUUAGCCCAGCAGCAGGCAGCAAAUACUUCUCAGAAGAAACUCAAGGAAACAAUAGACACUCUCACCUGGGAGCUGAAUGAGAAAACCAAAGAACAGGAGGAACUUCUGCAGCAGAACCAGAACCUCCAAAAAGCCCUGCAGAGAGCUGCAGAUUUUUCAGUACUCCAGGUAACCGAACUCCUAAAGAAAUACCAAGCAAACCUUACUCACCAGGAACACAUCCUGGAGGAACAGAUCUUAGCCCAGCAGCAGGCAGCAAAUGCUUCACAGAAGAAACUCAAGGAAACAAUAGACACCCUCACCUGGGAGCUGAAUGAGAAAACCAAAGAACAGGAGGAACUCCUGCAGCAGAACCUGAACCUCCAAAAAGCCCUGCAGAGAACUGCAAAUUUUUCAGGCCCUUGUCCACAAAACUGGCUAUGGCAUAAAGAACACUGUUACCUGUUCUCUUCUGCACAGUCCUCCUGGGCAAAGAGCCAAGAAAACUGCCUGUCUUUGGAUGCACAGUUGCUACAAAUUAAUAGCAUAGAUGAUCUGAGCUUCAUCUUGCAAGCAACUUCUCAUUCCACCUCGCCAUUCUGGAUGGGAUUGCAUCGGAAGAAAAAAAAUGACCCGUGGCUGUGGGAGAACGGCUCUCCGCUGCGGCCUCACUUAUUCAGGAUCAGGGGAAUUCCUUCCCAGACUCAUCCAUCAGGCACCUGUGUGUACAUUCAAGGGGGAGGUAUUUUUGCUGACCACUGCAUUUUAACUGCAUUCAGCAUAUGUGAGAAGCAGGCAGGCCUAUCGCCAACAGAGUGAAGUUAAAGAUUCUGAAAGAACAGAAGACUUAUGACUGUUAGAAAAUUUAAGCUAUUCCUGCUUACUUGAAUGUGAAACAUGAUUUUCAUGACAGCAGUCAGCUAACUGCUAGCAUCAGUUCUCACCAGCAGAGGCAAGAACUAGAAGCAGAGACUAGGUAUCCAGUUGUUGGACAUCUUUGUAUCAAACGUUGUGAGUUUGUUUAUCCAUACGUAUUAGCCUUGCCCUUCCCAAGCCUCCUGGCCAUGCUGCAAUCCUUCAUCGCUCUCUUUUUUGAAACGAUGACUCCUGCCUGACCUGGAAAAUGCUUUCUAAUCAGUCUCCUAUACCUCAGUGCACCUUAUGGAGCUGCAUAAGGAAGACAGAAUGUGGAGAAACUGUCCUAGUGCAGGCAGGGGCUCAGAAGGGAAGUGUGCCUCUGAAGCAGCACGCGGAGAAACAGAAUGGAGGAAAAGCCACACUGCAAGAAGGAACUUGUGUUCCUGCUAGAAGCCACAGCUUGACCAUUGUGACUGUGUUCCAUCUCCAGACUGCAUCAUUUUCACAUUUACAAUUUUAAUUUUAUAUUUAUUUUAUGUUUGUGGGGGUUUGUCUACAUGUGCACCACAUCAGCAUCUGGUGCCAUUUGGAGGUCAUAAAGUAGCAUAUGAUCUUCUGGAAUUGGAAUUUACAGGUGGUUGUGAACUGCUAUGUAGGUGCUAGGAAUUGAACUCAUGUCCUCUGGGAAAACAGCCAGUGCUCUUAACCAUGAGCUGUCUCUCCUGCCCUUGUGAUCAGUUCUUACAUAACUAAUCUCUUCCUCUUUCCUCUACCAAGCAACAGUAUUGUUAUUUUAACCCUUUAAAAACAGUGCUUGUUAGAACCAUAUAAUAUGUGGCCCCAAAGCAAGACCAGAUUUUUCCCCUAAGUUACACAUCCCUUGUAGACAACCUUUCCUUGAUCCUGUCAUGCUAUGCUGUGAUUCAGAAACACACAUGACCAAAAUGAAAGAAACUAAGUUUCAGGACAAGUUUUUAGAGCAAUAUGAUCUGAGCAUAAAAAUGGUAUUCGGUUGAAACAGAUGAACUAAGAGACUUCUAUUUUCAAAACCUCCAUUUUCCCCACAAACUUCAGACACUUCCACAUCAAAGGAAGCUUUUUAUUGUUUUAGGCCAACAAUCGUGUGUGUGUGUGUGUGUCUGUGUGUGUGUGUGUGUGUGUGUGUGUGUGUGUGUGUGUCUGUGUGUGAAGAUGUGUCCUUGGGAAGAUGAGACAGGGAUCACUUUUUCACUGGCAGUUUUUCUAUGUAACGAACUUAUAAUAAAUUGAAUUUGUAAGUCCUGUAAACUGUGGUGGUCAAGUCACCAUAGCCACAAUGAUGCACAUGUCUGUCACUCCUGCCCCUUUCCAAGCCUUCUCCCUAAAACAAACACUGAACUGCUUUCAGAUUACAUUUCAUAGAGCUUAUAAUUUUUUUAAGACAGGGUCUCACUAUGUAGCUUUGACUGGCCUGGAACUCACUGUGAAGACCAGACUGACCUCUGACUCACAGAAUUUGUUCUGCCUCUGACUCCCAAGUUCUAAGAUUAAAGAACUGCACUGCCACAUGUGACUCAUACAGUUUAUAUGCAUGGAAUUAUAAAUAUGUACUUUUGGCCCAGGUUCUUUCACUUGGUGCUAUUACUUUGGUAUGCAUAUAUCUUCAUUUCAGUGUUAAACACCCCACUAUGGGUACAUACUGCUAAUUGUUUAUCUGUGUAUUUGUUGAUGCCAUUUGGGUUGUUUCUGUUUGAGUUCACCUACAAAUAAAGUUACUAUGAAUGUC
Mesocricetus auratus (golden hamster) is the source of this 4862-nucleotide messenger RNA. RefSeq names its product oxidized low density lipoprotein receptor 1 (gene Olr1). Gene Ontology annotation, biological process: cell death; leukocyte cell-cell adhesion; inflammatory response. The coding region runs from base 1997 to 3058 and encodes 353 amino acids. NCBI's taxonomy places the organism in Eukaryota, Metazoa, Chordata, Mammalia, Rodentia, Cricetidae. Gene Ontology annotation, molecular function: low-density lipoprotein particle receptor activity. The transcript is spliced from 7 exons. Gene Ontology annotation, cellular component: signaling receptor complex; plasma membrane. The record is from RefSeq and is a predicted model, not a curated record.